Molecule: messenger RNA, 2277 nt
Organism: Microtus oregoni (creeping vole)
Lineage: Eukaryota; Metazoa; Chordata; Mammalia; Rodentia; Cricetidae
Gene: Zbed3
Product: zinc finger BED-type containing 3
Exons: 2
Coding region: 109-777 (222 amino acids)
Biological process (GO): regulation of transcription by RNA polymerase II
Molecular function (GO): transcription cis-regulatory region binding
Source: RefSeq, a predicted model, not a curated record
GGGGAAGCGGCACUUUUCGUCCGGGACAAAAUGUCUGCGAGGAGCCGGGAGGCGAGGGGCGACCAUCGCGGUAACGCCCGGACACUGCAGAAGGAAUGAGAAGUGACCAUGGAAGACAGCUGGAAGCCUGAUGACACUGCAGGGCAGAGCGGCCCUUGUCCCGGGCUGGCACCCGCCGCUCCGGGCCAUCUGGGGGCGCCGUACUCCGAAGCCUGGGGCUACUUCCAUCUGGCCCCGGCUCGGCCCGGGCACCCGACGGGCACCUGGGCCACCUGCCGGCUGUGCGGUGAGCAGGUGGGCGGCCACCCGGGCUUCCAGGCGUGGACGCGAGCCCUGUGGCGACACCUGAGCGGCGCGCACCUGCGGGAGCUGGAGAAGAGCGGGGCUCGGAGCUCGCCGCCCGCCGCGCCCUGUCCUCCACCGCCCGGCCCCGCUGCCUUGGCCGCAGAGGGCGACUGGGCGCGCCUGCUGGAGCAGAUGGGCGCGCUGGCCGUGCGCGGCAGCCGGCGGGAACUGGAGCUGGAGCGGCGCGAGGCCGCCCUCCGGCAGGCGGAGCGCGCGCUAGAGCGCAGGCGCAGGGCUCUGCGGCAGGAGGAGCGCGCCAUGGCGCAGGCGCGUCGCCAGCUACAGGCCGAGCGCGAGGCGCUGAGAACCUGGCUGCGAGAGCAGAGCCCGGGGAUCGGGCUCUCGGCGCCUUCCUCUCCUCGGCCUCUGCUGCUCAAGGAGGACCCUGAUGGGGACGUCCCCGGCGACGUUGUCACCAAGGUCCUGCUAUAGCGAGGCCACUCUGUGCUCCGUAGCGCCCCCAAGGACUUCUUCCUGGAGCCCAGAUCGGGUGCUCAGCAUAGACCACAGCAUAAGAUUUACUCCAGCAACCUCAUGGUAGUGCCUUAGGGCUGGAGGCUCUUGAAUUCAGAAGGCUCUCUAAACUCCAAAGACUCAUCACACCUCGUGCCUAUAUGCCUGGCAGGGGCAGGGAGAGGGGCAUGGAAACGAAAAUGUGUCUCCCCCCCUUCCCCAGGGUCUACUCUUUCCUAGUGUUUAAACUUGGCCCAGCACCAAGUUCCAAAAAGGGACUUUGAGUUUCAUUGACUCCCUGCUCCCUACCUUCAGCAUCUAUAGAACCCUGCAUUGGGCCAGUCCCAGAGAGACUCACCCAAGACCAUUAGUACCUUUUUCCUUAAGUAAUCUGUCCCUGGAUCCGACCCAAUGGAGGUAUAUUCUCCCAUUGCCUGUCACCUUACUUGCAAGAUACCAUCUGUCACUAGGAAGAUCAGUUCCUUGCCCCACAGGCCCCCAAAGACCUCCCCCUGAACCAAAGGAGAAACUCGAGGCCACUCCUCCCCACAGCAUCAACUCCUGUCUCCUUCCCUCCCUUUCUCCAGCUUGUUCCCCAACAAUGCCCCUUACCCCUUAAGGUCAAGAAGUCCUUGCCCACACUUGCCGUGCCUGAUUCCACUGGUCCCUUCCCAUGUGUCAUUGCCAUCCAAAGCCAAAUAUUAUUUCCCUCGGCCCUUGUCGCUCUCCUUAAUAUGAUUUUCUAUUUUUUUUUUAAAGACAGUCUUUAAAGACUGUCUUUCUAUGUAGCUCUGGCUGUCCUGGAACUCACUGUGCAGACUAGGCUGGCCUCAAACUCAGAAAGAACCACCUACCUUAGCCUCCUAGAGACUAAAGGUGUACACAGUUACCAAACACUUUACUCAGACCACUUUUGUCUUCAAGUUCUUUUUUUUUUAAAUUUGAACAAUCUAGGAAAAUUGAAAGGAUAAUAAAAUGAAUAUCCAUAUAUAUAAUAUACGUUAUCACAUAUAAUGACAGUUUUUUAAGCAUUCACAUAUAUUUCAGAUUUGUCUGGUGGUUUAUAUGGGCUAACUUCUACAUCCAAUUCCUGGUCCAUUUCCUUGUAGAGCUUAUGUAACUUCGGCAAGCAACUCACUGAGCUAUCCCAGCCUUGACUACUCUCUCUGGGUCUGGACAUUUAUACCCAGUUACCUGUUCCAUGACUCCCCACGACUUGCAUAUCCUGCCACCACUGACAACGGAUAGCUAGUGUCUUCUGGACACUUAAAGCAUUAUCAAGCACACCACAGCUCCUAGGUGAGGUACUGCUACUGUGCCUGCUUCAUGCCUAAGAAAAAUACCAGCUAUGUGUCUCAGCUGGUAAAGGUGCUUGCUGCCAGGCCUGAAGACCUGGGUUCAAUCAGGAUCUGUCCCCCAUAGUGGAAGGAGAGAACCAAUUCCCACAAGUUCUCCGGCAUCCAUACAUGAUCUAUGGGA